AUGCCUACCUUUAACUUCAACCCCGACAAAGACAUCCCUGACCUCGCCGGCAAGUCCAUCUUCAUCACAGGUGGAACCAAUGGCUUGGGCGCACAAUCUGCAGUCCACCUCGCUAAACACAACCCAGCCCACAUCUAUAUUAGCGGACGCAAUUCGAACGCCGCCGAGAAAGUCAUUCAGCAGAUCCGUGACAGCGGCUCCAACACUGAGACCACAUUCAUCGAAUGUGACCUCGCAUCACUCGCAUCGGUAAAAAAGGCUGCCGAAGAGUUUGUGUCCAGCGCACCCCAACUCGACAUCCUAAUGUGCAAUGCCGGAAUCAUGGCCAAGCCGCCCGCUCUCACAACAGAUGGAUAUGAGCUGCAAUUCGGUACAAAUCACUUGGGUCACGCACUUCUCAUUAAAAAGCUGCUUCCGCUCCUAGAGAAACGAUCCAGCGAAGGUGGCGAUGCCCGCAUCGUCAGCCUCACAUCUCAAGGCUUCAUGCUCCACCCCAAGGGCGGAAUCGUCUUCGACGAACUCAAAACCGUCCAGGACAAUUUCUGGGCCAUUGGUUCAUGGCGCCGGUAUGGACAGAGCAAGCUCGCCAAUCUCCUCUAUGCGCGCGAGCUAUCCCGUCGCUAUCCCGGAAUCACGUCCGUUGCAGUUCAUCCCGGCGUGGUUGCGACCGAUUUGGUAGGCGGCCAGACGAUUUUUCGAAAGGCUUUCAUCCACGCUUCGCAGUUUGGAAACAUCCUCAAGCCCGAAGAGGGUGCUUUAAACCAGGUUUGGGCUGCUACGGCCGCCCGUGAGAAAAUUGAGAAUGGGUCCUACUACCAACCUAUUGGGAAAUUGUCACAGGAGUCGCUGGCUACGACAGCUAAAGAUGAUUCGUUGGCGAAGCGAUUGUGGGAAUGGACUGAGGAGGAGUUGAAGGGUUAUUGA
Penicillium pulvis is the source of this 924-nucleotide messenger RNA. RefSeq names its product oxidoreductase, short-chain dehydrogenase/reductase family. The record is from RefSeq and is a predicted model, not a curated record. The coding region runs from base 1 to 924 and encodes 307 amino acids. Lineage: Eukaryota; Fungi; Ascomycota; Eurotiomycetes; Eurotiales; Aspergillaceae. The transcript is spliced from 2 exons.